CCUUUCGUUUCGUAUCGUAUCUAAGCGGGCGCCUGCCCCUCUCUCCCUCUCUCUCUGCAUGCCUUGCCUGGUCUGGUUUGGUUUCCAAAUACUCGCUGUACUCACUCACUCCCUCCCUCCCUCACUCACUGUAUUGGCGAGAGAGACAUCCACUCAUCAUUCCCUCCCACUAUUCUAAACACUAUCCACCCCAUAAUUAAUUUAUGAUCGAUCGAUCAAUCAAUCAAUCACUCCUGAUCAUCCCCCGCCCCUACUCCUCAGACUCAGUAAUCCUUUCCUUUUUCCAUUCAUCCCCAGCGAAUAUACACAGAUAGAUUCUGCCAUAACAGAAGAGAAGAGGAGAGGAGAGGAGGAAGAAGAAGAUUAAUUAGCAAGAGAAAGAAUCGUCGCACCUGUCGUUUUCUCGCUCUGCCCUGCCCUUCUGCUACUAUACCAAAAAACAGAGGGUGGGUUGGGUGUGACGAUCAUCUAAUAAAAAGGGCCACCGGCUUGGCUUUGGCUUUACCCCACCUCACACUCACGGUCACGGGAAGAUCAUCCGUUUCCACUCUUCGUAAAAGGUUCGCUUCACCAUAACUGCGGUUCUGGUUUUUGACAACUGCUUUAGCUAGAACUAUUGGCUGCUGGAGAGCUUAUUAAGGAAUGAGUAAAAUCUUGUUUCAUAUAUUGGAGCCUGAUUAGAACUAAAAGUUGCACCGAAGAAGCUUGUGGUGAGUCCUUUUUGCAGAGUUAAUGAUGCAAGGGAUUUGCCCCUGUUAGGCAGGAGGUGGGGGAAAAGAAAUGGAACAAAGAAAUGGAGAAUUCCUAAUUGGCCAGCAGGUGAACUCUGAACAUGUUAGUUACGGUGCAUUGGAUUACAGGAACGAUGGCCUGGGUUCCAUGCAUCAGGGAGUUACGCAGGAUCCCCCCAAUUAUCGGAACUUGAACUUUAGACCAUCCGAUCUUAAUAAAGGAGUUUUUGGAAGAUCUAGACCUGUUCUCAACUACUCUAUUCAGACUGGCGAGGAGUUUGCUCUUGAAUUUAUGUGGGAAAGGGUGAACCCCCGGGAGCAAUAUAUUCCAAAUUCAUCUGUGGGGGCAGAUACUGAGAUUACAAUGGGGGAUCUGCAUGGCAUGCUUGGUCCAUCUCACACUGCUGCUUCUGAGGGACUUUCUGAUGGUGGAAAAAGUAAAACAAAAGAUCCUGUAACUCAUGCUUCCCAAUUUGAACAAAAACCUGUUGCCAAGCUGCUUCAAUCAGUGACUAGAACCUCAUCAGAAAACACAGGUGUUAGGAGGUUUCGUGGUCGUUCUUCUUUGGGUUCGUUUGCCUCAUCUAGAACACUGAAAUUGCUCUGCAGUUUUGGUGGAAAAGUUUUACCACGUCCAAGUGACCGAAAACUCCGGUAUGUUGGCGGUGAAACACGCAUUAUUCGAAUUCACAAGGAAAUUUCGUUUGAGGAGCUUAAGCAGAAAACACUGGGAAUGUAUCCCGAGCCUCAUUCAAUCAAAUAUCAACUUCCUGGAGAGGAUCUCGAUGCUUUGGUAUCUGUAUCCUCUGAUGAGGACCUGCAGAAUAUGAUGGAGGAAUGCAAUGUACUUGGAAACUGUGAAUCACAAAAGCUUCGGAUUUUUCUCAUUUCUGACUAUGAAAUGGAUGAUUCUGAACUGAGCAUUGAGAGCAUGGAAGGUGACUCCGAAAUUCAAUAUGUGGUUGCUGUAAAUGGCAUGGAUGUUGGAUCGAGAAGAAGCUCACUUUGCGUGGAGAGUCAUUUUGGCAGCAAUUUGGAUGAUUUACUCGGUUUGAGUGUUGAGAGAGAUGCCUGCCAAAUUUCAGUCCACCGGCAAGCAAAACCAGUGGUAGACUCACCUUCAACAAAUAAUAAGUCUUCUCAGGUGGGGCUGUCAAGCUCAUCACAAGGUAUCGUGGUUGAUUCUUUUGUUUACCAGGCUCGAGAUCUCAAGGAACCAACCGACUGGCUUUCAUCACGUGCUCCUCACCCCCUUGAAAACGAAACAUUCUCCACAGCAGGUGAGAAGACUAUUGUUCCACCACCUGUUGUAAAAGGUGAAUAUGGUCCUCAUCCAUCAAAGCAGGAAACAGUUGCAGAAAACAUGGUCUCUGAUCCUGUCCAUGGACUCAAGGUUCCUCUCGCAGCCUCAAAUGACGAGCUACCUGGUGCCAAGAUCCCCUCAGCAUCAGGGUCGGAGUUAAACUUUGAGAAGAAUUGUUCAUUUCAGAAAAAGAUUGAAUGCCGCAAUCAUCAUUCCCAAGUAACAAGUGUUAUUCAGAUGGACAGACAAGUGAAUAAAGAGGCUUUAACAGGGAGCAUUAUUGAGUCUACACCUCAAGUGCAGUCUUCUGAUGAGAAGAUCAAGCCUUUGUAUAUGUAUGAUAUGGAAAAUAUAUCAGAAGAAGCACCUAGAGAUGGCAUUUUUGCAGACAAGGUGACUUCGGUCGUACCAACAAAGACCUGUGAGAAGAACUACGAUAAAACAAGGAAUAGUUAUGUGUUUUCAAAUGUUAUGGUUGAAAAGAUGAAUAACCAUAAUUUGGAUGACCAUCCUUGCACAUCUGCUGCCACAUUCACGCCAGUUCAAGCUGAUACUGAGAUGCAUGCUAAAGAGAUGAGCUCCGAACCAGGUGUCCUUCCCCAAAGAACAUUCCAUUCGGAAAGAAUACCCCGGGAACAGUCAACAAUUAAUCGUUCAACAAAAUCAGAUGAUUUCUCAGUUCCGCAUCUCCUAGUGGCUCACUCACAAUCAGAUGUUUCGUCACAGCAUAUUACAGAAUCCGUGGAUAAGUUGACUGAUCAGAAUGUAUCUUCCAAUUUGGAAAAAGUUGAUGAUUCUGCAGAAUUAACAAGAAUCAAUUUACCAAGCAUGGAAAGCAAAAGACUAGACUCUACAAGGUUAAAAGAUGCUGAUGAGACUGGUACAACAACCUCCUGCAUUCCCGAAGAAGAUAUGUCAAAUCACAAGGUUGUGCUGAACACUGCUGCACCUCCUGCUACUGUUACUCCUGCCACCAAAAUUUUUGUGACAAACCAGGGAAACUUUGAGUAUUCCCAAGAAGUGUCUGCACGGAAACUACUGAUUCAUCCGAACAAGAUGAAUGAGAACACCAGAGAGGGGAAACCACUACCUGUGUCUAGGGAAGAAAUUCCUCCUACAAAUACUUCUCAGAGUCAGCCAAAUCUUGUUGUUGGCACCCCAGAGCAUCGGGACAUCCUUAUCAAUGUUAAUGACCGUUUUCCUCGUGAGUUUUUAUCAGACAUAUAUUCUAAAGCUAUGACUGUUGAGAGUCCUACGGAUGUUACAGCACCACCACAUGGUGAUGCAGCAGGCGCAGCAGAUCAAGUAGAUUCCAGUGGUCCCGUUCCUGAUAUUCCUGGAAAAUCCUAUGCACUGGUAAGACCUGAUAUGACUCAGACUACUGGCAUUCAAAGCCCGCAACUUAGUCGCCCAAUAAAUAUAAAGGCACCUGGGUAUGAUUAUCAGCUUUUACUCACUUUAAAGGGUUGCAAGAAAGCAGCUCAGCCUGCAGGCUUCCCUCUUCCUGACUUCUCUCUUAAAGAAUUCGACCCCAACACCCUUCAGAUAAUAAAAAACCGAGAUCUUGAAGAGCUGAGGGAAUUGGGUUCUGGCACCUAUGGGACUGUUUAUCAUGGUAAGUGGAGGGGAACUGAUGUUGCUAUCAAGAGGAUAAAAAAGAGCUGUUUCAUAGGCCGCUCAUCAGAGCAGGAGAGGCUGACGGCUGAGUUCUGGCAUGAAGCUGAGAUUCUGUCAAAGCUUCACCAUCCGAAUGUGGUAGCCUUUUACGGUGUAGUGCAAGAUGGACCUGGAGGGACACUUGCAACUGUGACGGAAUUCAUGGUGAAUGGUUCCCUCAGACAUGCUUUAAUUUCCAAGGAUAGGCAUCUUGAUCGUCGCAAGCGCCUCAUCAUUGCAAUGGAUGCAGCUUUUGGGAUGGAAUAUUUGCAUUCAAGAAACAUCGUUCAUUUUGAUUUGAAAUGUGACAACCUGCUUGUCAACUUGAAGGAUCCAUCAAGGCCCAUAUGCAAGGUGGGUGAUUUUGGUUUGUCAAAAAUCAAAAGAAAUACGUUAGUUACUGGUGGUGUCCGGGGAACCCUUCCAUGGAUGGCCCCGGAGCUGUUAAAUGGCAGCAGUAGCAAGGUGUCUGAGAAGGUUGAUGUGUUCUCCUUCGGAAUUGUGCUUUGGGAGAUCCUGACUGGGGAGGAGCCUUAUGCCAAUAUGCAUUAUGGAGCAAUUAUUGGUGGUAUAGUAAACAACACAUUGCGACCACCAGUUCCAAGCUACUGUGAUCCGGAAUGGAGGGUGUUGAUGGAGCAGUGUUGGGCGCCAGACCCGCUGGCUCGCCCAUCCUUCCCUGAGAUCGCCAGGCGUUUACGCACCAUGUCGUCGACGGCGUGCCCCAGCCCCACCAAGCAUCCACACUAUACGCCACCCAAGUGAGCUCUCUCUCAUAUAUGCGCAUUACUCCUCAUAAAAGGUGUACCACUGCUAGUGUAUUAUGUUCGUCAUAGAGAGGUAAUCAAUUGCCAUUGUAAUAAGUAAGCAAAGAGGAGGGAUGCACUUUUAAGUUUCCUCCUGGCCAAGGGUCAUAUUGACAGGACUGCGUGUGUGUGUGUGUGUAUAUAAAUAGUACUAUGAGACAUGGGCGUGCUCUUGUUUCCAAGUUUGUUAUCCUUGUGUGGCCAAAUCAGAUAAUAAGACAAUAUCAAAUCUAUCUUGCUCUCAA
Molecule: messenger RNA, 4741 nt
Organism: Andrographis paniculata
Lineage: Eukaryota; Viridiplantae; Streptophyta; Magnoliopsida; Lamiales; Acanthaceae
Exons: 10
Coding region: 781-4455 (1224 amino acids)
Biological process (GO): signal transduction; protein phosphorylation
Cellular component (GO): cytoplasm
Molecular function (GO): protein binding; protein kinase activity; ATP binding
Source: RefSeq, a predicted model, not a curated record